GGGCAUUCUGAGACUUAGCUGCACGUUGUUAUUCUUCCAGGCGCCGUCAUCAUCAACAACAGUCACCAUGGUUCACGAAGUGGAAAGUAUGGCCGACUUCAACAAAUGUCUGCAGGAAGCUGGAGACAAGCUGGUGGUGGUGGACUUCACAGCCACGUGGUGUGGCCCCUGCAAACAGAUCGGCCCAGAGUUUGUUAAAUUGGCAGGAUUGCCUGAAAACGCUAACGUGGUUUUCCUGAAGGUGGACGUGGAUGAGGCUGAGGACGUGAGCGCUCAGUGCGGAAUCAAAUGCAUGCCCACAUUCUACUUUUACAAGAACGGAAAAAAGGUGGACGAGUUCUCCGGUGCUAACCCACAAACCCUGAAAGAGAAAGUGGAAGCUCUGAGAUAAUGAGUCCCAUCGACCAAUCCGCUCGCACCCACGCUGUACAAAACUACAAUAGAAGCUGUUACCCUCCUGUACAUGCCCAAGAAGGAAUUCCAGUUUCCCUUUCAUUUCCAAUAACUAUCAGGUCUUGUGUCCCGCGCAGGCAAUAAUUUAUUCCACUCAUCACGUAAGGGUGACAUAGUCCUGUUAGUUCAGUGUGUAGUGUCUUAACAGCGGGCUGAAAUCUAAUUCCAACUGGACGACCACUUUUAAUUCUGUCUUGAGUAAUCUGCUUUAUUCCUGACAACUCCUCAACUUCUUUGUACGUUAUGUAUUCAAAAAGGUGGAUUUAAUAAAAUGCUAAAUUCCAGAAA
Stegastes partitus (bicolor damselfish) is the source of this 741-nucleotide messenger RNA. RefSeq names its product thioredoxin b (gene txnb). Lineage: Eukaryota; Metazoa; Chordata; Actinopteri; Pomacentridae. Bases 68 to 391 code for a protein of 107 amino acids. Gene Ontology annotation, molecular function: protein-disulfide reductase activity. The transcript is spliced from 5 exons. The record is from RefSeq and is a predicted model, not a curated record.